AGGAGAUUAAAAGUGAAAACACUGGUCUCGCAGCAGAGCAGGUCAUUUAAGGACGACUGUUAGUGAAAAUGGCAGGCAAUACAGUAUUUCGAAAAGUCUGUGCUUUGUUUUUAGCCAUUUUCGUCGACCUUUCCUUCUUUUAUGUAUCGGGGUUAGUAGUGACCCACAGGGUAUUUGGACAUCUUGCGCGUCUCUGGGUUUCUGCGGCUCUCCGGUGUUUGGCACUGACUGCUGUAACUCUGCUCAGCCUCGGAGACGUCCGACCGUUACUGUUUCGUGUUAUUGCAACGCACAGUCUGCUGCCUGCGGUGCUUGAGACCGGGACCCAAGUGCUCUACCACGAGGAGACCCAAUGUGGCUUGUUGGCGGAUCUGCGCUGCUGGAUGAUGUGUGCCGCUGCGUCGCUGGCUGGGGCUCUGUUUUGGGAAAUCACCAUCCCGGACGCCGAAGAUGCAGCCACCGGUAAAGAGAAGAAGCAGAAAGCCAGAGUUCUGCUUGUGAGAGUCCUACACCUGUACAGACCCGACUAUCUACUGCUGCUUGGAGGGCUUGUGUUCCUCACACUGGCUGUGUUGUGUGAGAUGUUCAUACCGUUCUACACUGGGAGAGUCAUUGACAUCCUUGGCAGUCAGUACCAGCACAAUGAAUUCAUAUCUGCACUCCUGUUCAUGGGGCUGUACUCUCUGGGAAGCUCUGUGAGUGCAGGCUGCAGAGGAGGUCUCUUACUUUGUGCCAUCAGUUCCUUCGCAUGCAGAGUGAAAGUCCAGCUGUUUGGGGCUUUGACCAAACAGGAAAUUGGAUUCUUUGAGGCCAUAAAAACAGGUGAAAUUACAUCCAGGUUGUCGAAAGACACCAACCUGAUGGGGAGAACAGUGUGUCUGAAUGUCAAUGUGCUGCUGAGGACAUUCAUCAAGACGCUGGGCAUGAUCUCCCUGAUGAUGACUCUGUCAUGGAAGCUCACAUUCCUGGUGUUGAUGGAAACGCCUAUCACUGGUCUUAUUCAGAACCUCUAUGACACUCACUACCAGCGCCUGUCUCUUGCAGUACAGGACUCAAUGGCUCUGUCAAAUGAAGUUGCGAAUGAGGUAGUGUCGAGUAUUCAUGCGGUACGGAGCUUUAAUACAGAAAAACAAGAGGCUCGCCGCUAUGACGAUCGCCUGAUGGAAACACAUACACUAAGGACCCGACGGGACACUGUCAGCGCCAUUUACCUGCUUGCACGGAGGUUGACAGGGUUGGUCAUGCAGGUCCUCAUGUUGUAUUAUGGCAGGCUGUUCAUCCGAAGUGGACAGAUGACCACCGGUAACCUGGUUUCCUUCAUCCUCUACCAGUCAGACCUUGGAGACAACAUCAGGACACUUACCUACAUCUUUGGCGAUAUGCUGAACUCGGUGGGGGCUGCUGGGAAAGUCUUUGAGUACCUGGACCGAAAGCCUCAGGUCAGCACGGAGGGAAAACUCAAACCUGAUCAGCUGACAGGACACGUCAGGUUCCGUGGCGUCAACUUCGCCUAUCCAGCAUACCCCAACAAAAGAGUGCUGCAGGACUUUUCUUUGGAGCUGAAGUCAGGUCAGAUGACAGCACUUGUGGGUCCAUCCGGAGAAGGGAAAAGCACCUGUGUGAGUCUGCUGGAGCGCUUCUAUGAGCAGCAGGAUGGACAAAUCCUAUUGGACAAUGAACCACUGAAGUCAUAUGACCACCGUUUCCUCCACAAGAAGAUUGCAGUGGUGAGCCAGCAGCCUGUACUCUUCUCUGGCUCGAUCAGAGACAACAUCGCCUACGGGGUUCCUGAAUGCUCAUUGGAUGAGAUCCAGGAAGCAGCACGCAAAGCCAACGCCCAUGACUUCAUUAAGCAACUGGAGAAAGGAUAUGACACAGAGGUGGGGGAGGGUGGCAGUCAGUUAGCCAAUAGCGAGAGGCAGCGGAUUGCCAUUGCUCGCGCUCUGGUCAGACAGCCACAGGUCCUCAUUCUGGAUGAAAUCACCAGCUCUCUGGACCCUGAGAACGAAAAUAAGAUUCAGCAGGCCCUGGCUAGCUGUCCCAACCAGACCCUGCUGGUGAUCGCUCACAGGCUGAAGACCAUAGAGAAGGCACAUCAGAUUGUCCUGAUCGGUGACGGCCGAGUUCAGGAGCGAGGGACUCACCAGGAACUGAUGGAGGAGAAGGGGAGCUACUAUAAACUGAGAGAGAAGCUAUUCACCGAGGGAAGCUCUCCACAAUGACAGACUGCUGUCACUGAGCAGAGGCUUCGUUUGUAUAAAAGUGCAGAAUGUAUUUGUUUUGUCAAUAUUGAAAAUUAAAUUAAAUGGGCCUGUAUGUUGUUUUUGUUAUAUUCUGUAACGUGGACUAAAAAUAACCUUCUCAUUCUAAUAGUUUCCUUUAAAUCGUAUUUAUUUUGAAAUCACCUUUUGUAUUGUAUAUUCAUCCAAUUAAAUGCAUUCCGUUUUCCGAUGGAUCAUUGUCCACUAUCAUUUUGUUCUAUUUCAUGUCCUUGUAUAAAUGUUUGACAUGACAGCAUAAAGUUGAUGCAAUAAAUAUUCCUUUAUGAUCUGAGUGGCCAAAGGUUGUCUCAAGGGUGUGUCCGAAUAAAAGAUUGAUCCCCAGUA
Molecule: messenger RNA, 2606 nt
Organism: Eleginops maclovinus (Patagonian blennie)
Lineage: Eukaryota; Metazoa; Chordata; Actinopteri; Perciformes; Eleginopidae
Gene: tap2a
Product: transporter associated with antigen processing, subunit type a
Exons: 11
Coding region: 69-2222 (717 amino acids)
Biological process (GO): oligopeptide export from mitochondrion
Cellular component (GO): mitochondrial inner membrane
Molecular function (GO): ATP binding; ATP hydrolysis activity; ABC-type oligopeptide transporter activity
Source: RefSeq, a predicted model, not a curated record